Papaver somniferum (opium poppy) is the source of this 1699-nucleotide messenger RNA. Its product is annotated as endoglucanase 4-like. The record is from RefSeq and is a predicted model, not a curated record. The transcript has 8 exons. Lineage: Eukaryota; Viridiplantae; Streptophyta; Magnoliopsida; Ranunculales; Papaveraceae. The coding region runs from base 1 to 1449 and encodes 482 amino acids. Gene Ontology annotation, molecular function: hydrolase activity, hydrolyzing O-glycosyl compounds. Gene Ontology annotation, biological process: carbohydrate metabolic process.
AUGACGAAUGUUUGUGCUCAAGGAAAUCCUGAUGGUUAUAAUAUAAAACAUAAUUAUAGUGAUGCUUUAAAGAAAAGUAUAUUGUUUUUUGAAGGACAAAGAUCAGGGGAACUACCAUCUUCACAGAGAUUAAAAUGGAGAAAGGAUUCUGCUCUUCAUGACGGAGAUGAUGUCGGUGUGAAUUUGGUUGGAGGUUACUACGAUGCAGGUGACAAUGUAAAGUUUAACUUUCCCAUGGCAUUCUCAACAACAAUGUUGGCAUGGAGUGUGAUAGAAUUCAGCAAGUUGAUGGAUACAGAGCUGAAAUAUGCAUUAGAAGCAGUUCGAUGGGGAACAGACUACUUACUGAAGUGUACUACUAACCCGGAUUUGAUCCAUGUUCAAGUUGGUGAUCCAUAUGAAGAUCAUAAAUGUUGGGAGAGGCCCGAGGACAUGGAUACGCCUAGAACAACGUACUCCAUCAGAAAAGACAUGCCAGGGUCUGAAGUUGCGGCGGAGAUGGCUGCUGCCAUGGCUGCAACUUCAAUUGUUUACAAGAACAUCGAUCCUGUUUAUUCGGCUAAGCUUCUAAAAAGAGCUAUCAUGGUAUUUGAGUUUGCUGAUAAAUACCGUGGAUCUUAUAGUGAUAGCCUUAAAGAAUGGGUUUGUCCUUUCUAUUGCGACUAUAGUGGUUACCAGGAUGAACUGAUAUGGGCAGCAGCAUGGUUGCACCGCGCUUCAGGCAAGCGAUUUUACUGGAAUUAUGUGAUGAAACCUAAUGGUUUAUACAGUGGUGGUGGUAUUUUUGCUGAAUUUGGAUGGGAUGCCAAAUUUGCCGGAAUUAACAUAUUCUUUUCUAAGAUGCUUAUGAAGGGUGAAGAGUACUACGUUGAUCCGUUUCGAUCCAAUGCGAAUAAGUUUGUGUGUUCCAUUUUACCAGAAUCACCAUCCAGAAGUGUCGAGUAUUCACCAGGUGGGCUACUAUUCAAACCAGGAGGGAGCAAUAUGCAACAUUCAACAGCUCUUUCAUUUUUACUCCUAAUCUAUGCUCGCUACUUGAAACAUGGAAGUGAUAUCAUCCAUUGUGGAAAUAAUGUUUCUGCCACUUCUUCCAGGCUUAUUGAGCUCGCCAGGAACCAGGUUGAUUACAUUCUGGGAAGCAAUCCAAUGAAAAUGUCAUAUAUGGUUGGGUAUGGCCAAAAGUAUCCACAAAGGAUACACCAUAGAGGAUCAUCAUUACCAUCCAUUGAUCAACAUCCGAAUCGUAUUGCUUGCAGUGAUGGAACUCCUUACUACACAACAGACGAAUCAAAUAGGAAUCCAUUAAUAGGAGCCGUUAUCGGUGGGCCUGAUAUGAAUGAUGUAUACGCCGAUUCAAGAGCUCAGUUCGUUAAUUCAGAGCCCACUACUUAUAUAAAUGCACCCCUUGUGGGUUUAUUAGCCUACUUUAAGGCUCGUCCAGUUAGGUAGCAGUUUCUUAAUUUUCAUUAAUCAAUCUCAUCAAAAAAUUGUAAAUUAAAUUUAUUCAAAUAAUUGUAAUUGAAAUAAUCAUGUUAAGAAUUGACUUAGCAGUAGACUGGAUUCUCGUCGACUUUCCUUCGUGGAAGAUGAAGAUGAGAGACAAUCGCGAGUUCGAUUAUCACCUGUUCUAGGACAAGUGUUAUUGACUUAAGAAUGUGAGCUAAUCUGUUGCGGUGAAUUUGUACGCUGGUUAUAGUCU